CACCGCGAGGCCUCCCCGUCGCCUGCCCAUGCCAUGCCAUUACGCCGCCGUGCCGGCCGCGCCAUCGCCGCCGCACCAGGCGGCUUCCUCCACCUCUCCCUGCUCGCCUCCCUCCGCCGCCGUCCCUCGCUCCAGGCGCACGCGCAGCUCCUGCUCCUGGGCCUCCCGCUGCCCCACGCCGCGGCCUCCCGCCUCCUCCGCCCGCACCUCCGCGCCGGCCACCCGCUCGCUUCGCUCCGCCUCUUCCUCCGCGUGCUCCGCGACCACCAGCCCGCCCCAAACGUCCGCACCGCUUCCCUGGAGCAGGAGGAGGCCGUCCCUGACUCCCGCUCCCUCUCCGCGGCUCUCGCGGCCUGCUCCCGCCUCGAGUCCCCUUCCGCCGGCUUCUGCACCCACGCCUUCGUCCUCAAGUCGGGAUUCGCCUCCGACUUGUUCGUCGCGAACUCGCUCCUCCAUUUCUAUGCCUCGUUCGGUCUCCACGCCCUCGCGUGCAAGCUGUUCGACGAAAUGCCGGCGAGUGACACCGUCUCGUUCAACACGCUGAUCAGUUCGUACGUGCAGUCAGGAUGCGUUGAACGCGCAUUGGGGGUGUUCAGGGACAUGGUGGAGGGAGGGUUCCGGCUGGACGAGUGGACCAUCACGGCGUUGCUGGGCGCCUGUGCUGGGCUAGGCGAUUUGAUGGUGGCCAAAGCUGCGCAUGGGUUUGCCAGCAGGGCAUUGAGGCAUACAUUGUUCGACUCUGCAGAGGUGGUAAUUGGGUUAGUGGACAUGUAUGUUAAGUGUGGCGCAGUGCAGCUCUCCAGGAGGGCAUUUAAUUUGUUUGGGGAUAAGACGAAGGACGCGAGGAUUUGGAGUGUCAUGAUGUCAGGGUAUGCAAGGGCUGGGGAGAUCUACAUGGCUCGGAAUUUGUUUGAUGAGAUGCCCAAUAAGGAUUUGGUUGCAUGGACAGUUUUGGUCGGUGGAUAUGUGCAGGCAGGUAGAUGCAAGGAGGCACUUCAGUUGUUUGAGGAGAUGGAAGCGACAGGACUCGAGGCUGAUGAGGUGACGGUUGUCACCGUGCUUUCAGCUUGUGUCCAGCAUGGUGCGAUUGGUCUUGCAAAGAGGCUCCAUCGUCGUGUGAACCAGAAUGGAUUGGUUAGCAGGAAUGCAAGAGUUGCCACCAGCUUCGUGCACAUAUAUGCAAAGCAUGGUUGCAUACAGACAGCUAUGGAUGUGUUUCGUGGAGUCACUGAUGAAUUCAAGACUGUAGAGUUGUUUAAUGCUAUGAUACAUGGACUCGCCCACCAUGGUUAUGGUGAGAAAGCUAUCUCACUUUUUGAUGAAAUGGAAACCCUGGAGCUCCAACCUGAUGACAUCACAUUUGUGGGAGUCCUGUGCGCAUGCAGUCACAGUAACUUGGUCGAACAAGGGCGUAAGAUGUUCUUAUCAAUGUCAGACAAGUAUGGUGUCAAACCAGAUAUCAAGCAUCAUGCUUGCAUGGCUGAUCUCCUUGGAAGAGCUGGACGGAUUGAUGAAGCUUACAACUUUAUCCAGAAUAUGCCUUUCAAAGCAAAUCAUGUGGUAUGGUCAUCUCUUCUGACAGCAUGCAAGAUCCAUGGUAAUAACAAGAUUAGGAAGCUUGUAGAGAGGCAAAUUCUUGGGUUAGAUGCUACCUACAAGCCUGAAAAGCUGACCUUAUCUGGCUUAUUUUCUGAUCACAAGAGGAAAGAGCUAUCUGCAAGGGUGAGAAAGGCUAUAAAGCACAAAUAUGAGCACAGGCAUACACGGUAGGAGUCACACCGAAUGGUAAUGUCUAUCAGAUUGCAAUUACUGAUGCUUCCCAGCUUCACACUCAGGUAAAGGUGAUUGAUUGGAUGCCUGAAGAAGUGAAGAUGCCCAAGGCAUUUGUUUUUCUCAGGAUGCAUUGGGAGAAGACUGCUUGGAAUAUUGAGAGACAGCUGCUCUAGCAUUUCCCUUGAUAAACUCGAUUCCUGAAACCCCAACAGAAGUUGUCAUGAACCAUUGUAUAUGUGGUAGUUGCCAUUCAUCAAUCUGAGUAUUUGCUGACAAUAUAAAGUAAGGGUGUUCCAAUAUUAGGCUAAGUUUUGAAAGGAAACAAAGGAUUGCCCUUGCAAAGAGCAGGGGCCAUGCAUUUUCAGAUCUUGUGUACAAGCUCUGAAUGUACCUUGGAGGGAUAUGGCAAUUUUGCUACAGAAGAUAACAUGGCUAGUGUAAAAAAAAAUUUGGGGGGGGGAUUGUCGGUGUUUCUCCCCCGGGGGGUCACACCAACGAGUAAAUUUGUAUGCGUGCUCCCCUUUCCGGAUGGUGAUGCAAGAAGACACAGAGAUUUAUCCUGGUUCGGGCAAGAGAAAGCCCUACGUCCAGCGGGGGGAGAGAGUUUGUAUUAUCUUGCACCUAAGUGCUUGCACAGGGGCGAAUACAAGCGUGGAGUGAAAUGUGGAGCUCUUCUACGUAUAUGUGUGGUCUUCGUUCUAUUCCUGAGUCCCUCCUUUUAUAGCUCCAAGGAGAGAG
This is a messenger RNA of Sorghum bicolor (sorghum), 2511 nucleotides long. RefSeq names its product pentatricopeptide repeat-containing protein At1g31430. Gene Ontology annotation, biological process: RNA modification. Gene Ontology annotation, molecular function: RNA binding; protein binding. The coding region runs from base 34 to 1770 and encodes 578 amino acids. The record is from RefSeq and is a predicted model, not a curated record. Lineage: Eukaryota; Viridiplantae; Streptophyta; Magnoliopsida; Poales; Poaceae. The transcript is spliced from 2 exons.